Raphanus sativus (radish) is the source of this 1755-nucleotide messenger RNA. RefSeq names its product rop guanine nucleotide exchange factor 3. The record is from RefSeq and is a predicted model, not a curated record. Lineage: Eukaryota; Viridiplantae; Streptophyta; Magnoliopsida; Brassicales; Brassicaceae. The transcript has 7 exons. Bases 210 to 1640 code for a protein of 476 amino acids. Gene Ontology annotation, molecular function: guanyl-nucleotide exchange factor activity.
UUACUGACUUUAUAGUUCUUUGGUCCUAGAAAUUUCGCUAUCCAUAAACAAAUUCCUGGUUUCAAAUUCAUAUUCUAAAGUCUUAUCUUGAUAAACACAUCGAAAAAUUAAAAGCUAUAAUUACAUUCGUUUCUGUGUUCCUUCUUCACAAGAAACAGAUCAAGAACACAAAGAAAGAGAGAGAGUUUUUUUUAAAGCUAGAAAAGAAGAUGGAGAAUGUAUUGAAUCCAGAUGAAAACGAAGAUAGAGUUUAUCAUCAUCAAUUAUCCAUUGACCCAAAUGAUCAAUCAACAUCAGAGACUCCGGUUUCCUUAACGAUGAGCGUGGAUUCUUUUGUUUAUCCUCGAACUUGUUCAGAGAGUACUUCAGGCUUCUCAGACCAAAUAGAUGAAACCAACAGCUCCUGUAGUGAACCUUCUCCCUGUGAUUGGCCUGUCCUCACUGAAUCUAAGAGCUCUAAAUAUCUCACUACAGGUUUAGAGCUUCAAAGAGAUGAAAAUCUUGUAGCUCAAGAAAUCUCAGAACCAGAACUUGAGACAAUGAAGGAAAGAUUUGCGAAGCUUCUACUUGGAGAAGAUAUGUCAGGAAGUGGUAAAGGAGUCUGCACUGCAGUGACCAUCUCUAAUGCUAUUACCAAUCUUUAUGCUACAGUGUUUGGCCAGAAUCUGAGACUAGAGCCGUUAGAAACAGAGAAGAGAGCAUUGUGGAAGAGGGAAAUGAAUUGUCUUUUAUCUGUAUGUGAUUACAUAGUUGAGUUCAUUCCUAGAUGUCAAAGUCUAAGCAAUGGAACUACUGUUGAGGUGAUGGAGAGUAGACCAAGAGCAGAUAUUUAUAUGAACUUACCUGCAUUAAGAAAGCUAGACUCUAUGCUUAUGGAAGUGUUGGAUGGUUUUCAGAACACAGAGUUUUGGUAUGCAGAAGAAGGAAGCCUGUCAAUGAAAUCUGCACGUUCUGCAACUGGAUCGUUCAGGAAAGUUAUAGUACAGAGGAAAGAAGAGAAAUGGUGGUUACCAGUUCCUCUGGUUCCUCCAGAAGGUUUGUCAGAUAAAACAAGAAAACAACUCAAGAACAAGAGAGAGAGUACUAAUCAGAUACACAAAGCUGCCAUGGCUAUCAACAGUAGCAUCCUCAGUGAGAUGGAGAUUCCAGAGUCUUACAUGUCAACUCUCCCAAAGUGUGGGAAAAGUAGUGUUGGUGAUUCAAUAUACCGCUACAUGAGUGCUUCUGGUCGGUUUUUCCCAGAGAAACUCUUAGAUCGUCUGAACAUAGCAUCUGAGCACGAAGCUGUGCAGUUAGCAGAUAGAGUAGAAGCUUCAAUGUACACAUGGAGACGCAAAGCUUGUCUAAUUAACUCCAAGAACUCAUGGAACAUGGUGAAAGAUCUUAUGUCAACUACAGAGAGAACAGACAAGAACUAUGUAAUGGCAGAGAGAGCAGAGACUCUGCUCUUCUGUUUGAAACAGCGUUACCCAGAGUUGUCUCAGACAUCAUUAGAUAUAUGCAAGAUUCAGUACAAUAAGGAUGUUGGGAAAGCAGUGUUGGAGAGCUAUUCAAGAGUACUUGAAGGGUUAGCUUUUAACAUAGUUGCUUGGAUUGAUGAUGUUCUCUAUGUAGACAAAACCAUGAGCGGUUGUGAAUAAGUUGUUACUUUUACUUUUGACUUGAGUUUUUCUAUGUUUCUUCUUGUCCUUCUGUUCUCAUCUUCUGUAGAUCAGAUCAAUGUAAAAUCUACUUAUAUAAAGUUUCCCCCAAAAA